Molecule: messenger RNA, 1406 nt
Organism: Zea mays
Lineage: Eukaryota; Viridiplantae; Streptophyta; Magnoliopsida; Poales; Poaceae
Product: proline-rich receptor-like protein kinase PERK14
Exons: 3
Coding region: 25-621 (198 amino acids)
Source: RefSeq, a predicted model, not a curated record
UUUCCUUGACAGACUGCAGCUUCCAUGGAGGGCUCCGUGCGGCUGGGGGACUUGAAGCCCUCCCCAUCGCACAUCAAGCCCUCGCCAUCGCCGGACACUGGUGAACCUUUUCUCGCGUCCCAGCCUCCUCCAUCUCUAGGCUUGCGCGACCUGGCUAGGAUAGACGUGUGCAGCCCAGCAGUGUCUAGUCGGACGCUACCUCCAUGCCCCGUAGCAGAUGUGUCUAGGCCAGCGCCGCCAGGCCAGAUGACGCCUCCAUGCCCCGCGUCCGUCCUGCCUACUCUAGCAGCACCACAUCGAGGCCCCAAACCAAACACCGAAAGUUGUUUCCGCUAUGAUGUUCCUCGACCAAUGAAGUGGAUUCCAACCGGGAUGGAUCCAAAUUCAGCCUGUAGAGUUAUUGUUAAGGUUCCUGCAUAUGUAGAAUUGCCAUAUCAGGAGUACCAUGUAACUGAAAAUCUGAAGUUCGUGGUGGAUAAAGAUACUACAAAUUGGAUGGAUUUUUUGGCAGACCUAAAGUUAAAGAUUAAGCAUGGCAAGGAGCAAGUGUUGCAUGUAUCUUUUAUGGAUAAAAAUAGUCAAGUGCAUUAUGAUGUCAAGUAUCAUGAGUCAUCUCAAUGAGAAAAGCAGGAAUUUGCAUUAUGAUGUUGAGUCUAGUAGCAACACAAUUGCUGAAGUAAGUGGUAAGGAUAUUUCGGGACAUUUUAGACAUAUAGUUGAUCUAGCUGCAUGGACUUGCACAUGUAGAAGAUGGCAAGUAACUGGAUUGCCUUGUUUUCAUGCUAUUGCUUUCAUCACUUCACUUCCAAACAACAAAAUUGCUGAUUUUGUACACCCAUACUACACUGUUGAAAAGUUCAAGUUGUCCUAUGCUGGAGUCAUUCCACCACUUACUGACCAAGCUCAUUGGCCCAAAGUGAAUCUUGGAUUUAGGCUACACCCACCCAUCCUAAGGAGAACUGCAGGGAGGCCAAAAAUACAAAGAUACAAAGGAAGUCAUGAGGGGGUAAAAAGAGGGCACCAUCAAAAUGCUCUAUAUGCCAAGGUACAGGUCAUCGUUGGAGAACAUGCAAAAGAGGCCAACCUGAUGUAGACGAUGAACCAAAGAAGAAGAGGAGGAGAAACAAGAAGACAUCAAGUGUUGCUGUCUCAAAUCAAUUGGAGGGUGGGACAUCAAAUGUUGCUGAAUCUAAUCAGUUACAAGUUGUUGAAUCGAAUGUAGAUGCCUCCAAUACGUUAGAGGGUGCUUGAUGCGUCAAGAGUCCAAUAUGUGUUGAGUGUCUGCAUUUUAUUUUGCUCCAAAAUUGGUCAAUGGAAGGGAUGUGGCAGAAUUAAAAGUCUUGUUGGGUGUACUGAAUUUUAUUUUGCUCCAAAACUGCUUCAUGGAAGGAAUGUGCUAAGCUCUA